UACAGCUCAGUAAUGAUUGUGUCCAACGUGAGUCUCAGUUGCGCGAGAGCCAGUGGUGCGUGGUGCGCCAGCGACGGUGACGGCGGCAACGGCCACUUGGAUGGGACUCCCGCAGAUCACACUCUGAGCCCGACCGGACACUUGGUCGUAGCGGUGUGUCUGGGCUUCAUUGGGACUUUCGGUUUUCUCAAUAAUACCAUGGUUCUCAUUCUGUUUUGUCGCUACAAAAUGCUACGCUCUCCCAUAAACUGCCUGCUCGUGAGCAUUUCUGUCAGUGAUCUGCUAGUGUGCGUCCUGGGAACUCCAUUCAGCUUUGCGGCCAGCACGCAGGGACGAUGGCUUAUCGGCCGAGCAGGUUGCGUGUGGUACGGCUUUGUAAACGCUUGUCUAGGUAUCGUAUCCCUUAUCUCAUUGGCUGUCGUGUCCUAUGAACGCUACUGCACCAUGAUGGGUGCCACACAGGCAGAUGCCACCAACUACAGGAAGGUGAUGAUUGGCAUUACUUUCUCAUGGAUGUAUUCCAUGGCCUGGACGCUGCCCCCUCUGUUCGGGUGGAGCCGCUACGGGCCCGAAGGACCGGGCACCACCUGCAGCGUGAACUGGGCUGCGAAGACAGCAAACAACGUGUCUUACAUCAUCUGCCUUUUCCUCUUCUGCCUCAUCCUUCCCUUUGUGGUUAUUGUCUACUGCUAUGGUAAGCUGCUGCAGGCUAUCAAACAGGUGAGCAGGAUAAACACGGUGAUGAGCCGGAAGCGGGAGCAGCGUGUCCUCUUCAUGGUAGUCACUAUGGUGGUGUGUUACCUGCUCUGCUGGCUCCCCUACGGCAUCAUGGCCCUGCUGGCCACUUUCGGACACCCCGGCCUCGUCACUCCAGAGGCCAGCAUCGUCCCCUCCCUGCUGGCCAAGACCAGCACCGUCAUCAACCCCGUCAUAUACAUCUUCAUGAACAAACAGUUCUACAGGUGUUUCCGAGCCUUUUUGAUGUGUACGACCCCAGAGAGGGGUUCUAGUUUUAAGAAUUCGUCCAAGGUCACAAAGACCCUCAAGACGGUGCGACGUGCCAACGGCCACAACGUCACCUUCGCGGUGGCCUCCAUGGGCCAGCCGACCACCUACGCCCCGGAAAGCGCCGGCAACAAGACCUCCUCAGAGGGACAAAGAGAGUGUCCCACACCCACAGCGGUCAGACCCGGGGCUGCCGCCCAACCCAGCGUCUCUCUAGUGGCCUAUUACAACGGCUGA
Molecule: messenger RNA, 1242 nt
Organism: Chanos chanos (milkfish)
Lineage: Eukaryota; Metazoa; Chordata; Actinopteri; Gonorynchiformes; Chanidae
Gene: tmtopsb
Product: teleost multiple tissue opsin b
Exons: 5
Coding region: 13-1242 (409 amino acids)
Biological process (GO): visual perception; G protein-coupled receptor signaling pathway
Cellular component (GO): membrane
Molecular function (GO): G protein-coupled receptor activity
Source: RefSeq, a predicted model, not a curated record